GUGUUUGAUUAGUUAUAAGAGUGUCUAGAGUCUAGACCUAGCUUCUAGUAGAAGAUAUGGAAAAAGAAACAGAUUUUUUUACCAUAGGUCUUUGUCUAUACAUUUAGCAAUGAAUAUUAUCAGGACAUUUUGUAUUAGGAAAUCUUAACACUUAAAAAAAUGAGUUUAAAUGGCUGUCAACAUUUGCAAAAUUACAAGGCAACAACAGGCACCGAAACUUUUAAAAUAAUUUACUCUUACUUCAUAACUUGCUCUACUGCUGAUGCUCGCAGAAAAAAGGCUCAGAUUUGCAAGUGUGUUAAAUGUGAUGUUGUCCGACCCAGACUACAUGCUUGUUUGUCUUGUAUUUACUUUGGUUGCUACGACUUGAAGCAUAUCCAUGAACACUCACUGGAAAAAAAGCAUCAGUUAGCUAUAGAUGUAUCCUAUGGUUCAGUUUACUGCUUCAUGUGUGAAGAUUAUGUGUAUGACCUAGAGCUGGAGGAGUUGUCAAAGACUCAGUGUCAAAAAACACCAAUGUCAUUAGGUCUUAAACAGCGUUUUUUUCCUUGGGAGCCAACUGAAGAAGAACUUAUUUUAUUACGGUGUAACCCAAAGAGAAGAAGAGUGACUGAAGCAUCUCAUAUAGGUUUACGUGGGCUCAUCAAUUUGGGAAACACUUGUUUUAUGAACUGCAUCCUUCAAUCACUGACUCACACACCUAUACUGAGAGACUAUUUUAUGGCUGACAAGCAUGCCUGUCUAAAAAAUGAUGAGUCUGAACAAUGUCUUGUUUGUGAAAUGGCCAGACUGUAUCAGGAGUUUUACUCUGGUUCUCGAACUCCAUUCAUCCCAUAUAAAUUGCUUCACUUGGUGUGGACCAAUGCCAGGCAUCUGGCAGGUUAUGAACAACAAGAUGCACAUGAAUUUCUCAUUGCUGCUUUAGAUGUCCUACAUCGCCAUUGUAAAGAAAUGAAUGGUGUGAGUGGCAGUAAUCCUCACCACUGUAACUGUAUUAUAGACAGAAUUUUUACUGGUGGCUUACAGUCGGAUGUCACAUGUAAAAGAUGCAAUAAUGUAUCAACUACUAUUGACCCCAUAUGGGACAUCUCAUUAGAUCUUGGUCCCGGACCCAUCCAUUCCUCUCAAGUCCUCUCCUCCAUAGCAGCUGCUGCAGUCAACAACACCUCUACCUCACAGACAACUGCUUCCACGGAGUUCACUCAUUCUCCAGCACCAGGCUUUACAAACAGUCCUGGAAAUUAUGAACCUACCUCUCUUGUUGAAUGUUUGAAACGGUUUACAAAAACUGAACAUUUAGGCAAUUCAGCUAAAAUCAUCUGCAGUAAGUGUCAUAGUUAUCAAGAAUCAACCAAGCAGCUGACUAUGAAGAAGCUUCCAAUUGUUGCCUGCUUUCAUCUGAAGCGUUUUGAGCAUUCCACAGGCUACCACAAAAAGAUCUCAACGUUUGUUUCUUUUCCUGAGGAGUUGGAUAUGACACCAUUUAUGUCAUCCUCCCGGAACAAUAUUAAUGGUCACUCUGGCCCAAAUUUACACUCAGCGUCUUGUGAUAAUAAAUAUUCUCUGUUUGCUGUUGUGAACCAUUAUGGCACCAUAGAAUCAGGUCACUAUACUUGUUACAUUCGUUCCCUCAAAGAGCAAUGGUACAGAUGUGAGGAUCAUCUUAUAAAAAGGGCUACAGCUGGUGAGGUACUCAAUAGUGAAGGGUACUUAUUAUUCUAUCACAAGCAAGUAUUGGAAUAUGAAUGACUAAUAAAGUCUUCUGAUUGUGGAGAUUUAUUAAUUAAAAGCUUAGCUACAACGUAGCAACACAAGCUGCAGUCUUCUUGUAAUAAGUGUUAACAAAAUGAUCACGCAGUUGUAACACAUAAAUGAAUGUGGCGAUGUUUUAACUCCCACACCUAGGAGAAUGCUGCAGUCUUCAGCCUAGCAUUUACUAAAUGUUCAAUUAUCUAAUACUUACAAAUGAAUGUUGCAUUCUGCUGUGAAGUAUUUACACUUUGAACAUAAAUAAAUGCUGCAAUGUUCUAACACUGCAGUAUUGCCUACAUGAAAACAGAAACAAAUGUAUACAAGUAUACAUUAAGCUAAGUUGUCUUACUUUGUUAUUAUUUAGUUAAAAGUGAAAACUUUCUUUUGUUGUUGUUGUUGUAAGUCUUGUAGACCUACUGAACACAAAUUGCUUGUAUAAACCGUCCUGAAGAUUUCUCUGUAUGAAUGCUUUUGUAUUUAAUUUAUUACAAUUCUGUAAUAUGGUGUUGCUUUUUUUUUUUUUUUUUUUUAAACUUCAAAUCAUUGAAACCAUUUUAUUUGGUUGUUUCAUACCUGUAUAAAUCAGUCCUUGCAAAAUAUUAACCAUGUUCUUUAGUAUGAGAUUACUGUUACAUGGGUUCAAGACACUAGGAUUUGUUAUAUUUAAGUUGUACUUACCUGUUAUAAUCAUUCAAUUAUCAGAUAUUGUGUAUAUUUGUUAUUCUGAAUGUAUUGCUCAUUUUGUCAGUUUGAAAUAGUCCCAGUGAAGUUUUGAUACAGAACCAAG
Biomphalaria glabrata is the source of this 2539-nucleotide messenger RNA. Its product is annotated as ubiquitin carboxyl-terminal hydrolase 22-like. The coding region runs from base 160 to 1749 and encodes 529 amino acids. NCBI's taxonomy places the organism in Eukaryota, Metazoa, Mollusca, Gastropoda, Planorbidae. The transcript has 13 exons. The record is from RefSeq and is a predicted model, not a curated record. Gene Ontology annotation, molecular function: zinc ion binding; cysteine-type deubiquitinase activity. Gene Ontology annotation, biological process: protein deubiquitination.